AUGGCUCCUCAAAACGUUGGCAUCAAAGCCAUUGAAAUCUACUUUCCCAGCCGAUAUGUAACCCAAUCCGACCUGGAGAAGUUCCUUGGUGCCAGUACUGGAAAAUAUACCAUCGGACUAGGACAGACGAACAUGAGCUUCUGUGACGACCGUGAGGACCUCUACUCCCUCGCCUUAACAGCCGUCUCCUCCCUCCUCCAAAAGUACACCAUCGAGCCAAACACCGUUGGCCGCCUAGAAGUAGGCACAGAAUCAAUGCUCGACAAAGCCAAAUCCUGCAAAUCAGUGCUAAUGCAAUUAUUCCCCACAAACCCCGACAUCGAAGGCGCGGACACCUACAACGCCUGCUACGGCGGCACAAACGCCUUCCUCAACGCCGUGCACUGGAUCGAGUCAUCUUCCUGGGACGGCCGCGAUGCUAUAGUUGUCAUGUCCGAUAUAGCUCUCUACAAAACGCCGGCGGCGCGGCCUACAGGUGGCGCCGGGUGUAUCGCCAUGCUGAUUGGGGCUGAUGCGCCGAUUGUGUUGGAGCCGGUACGGGCAUCCUAUAUGCGGCAUACAUAUGAUUUCUAUAAGCCUGAUUUCAAGACGGAGUAUCCGCUUGUUGAUGGGCAUUACUCGUCUAGGUGUUAUUUGCAGGCGCUUGAUGGGUGUUACCAGCGGUAUUGGGAGAAGAAGAAGAAGAAGGGUGCGAGUGAGAAUGGAGUUGAUGGGGAUGUGUUGGAUAUGCCGUUGGAUGAGUUUGACUACUUUGUGUUUCAUGCACCGAAUUGCAAGCUUGUUUCCAAGUCUUAUGCGCGGUUGAUGUACAAUGACUCGGUGGCGGAUAAGAAGAAUCCUCUUUUCGGGGAGGACGUUGUACCCAUUGCUAUUCGGGAACAAACUUAUGAAGGGUCCCUUGAUGACAAGAGUCUUGAAAAAUUCUUCAUUGGAUUGUCUCGUGAGAGAUUCAACCACCGCGUGCAGCCUAGCCUGACCGUCCCGACUAUGUGCGGGAACAUGUACACCGCUGGUGUAUAUUCGGGGCUGGUCAGCUUGCUCAGCAACACGCCCAGCGAGAGCCUCAUCAACAGCCGUGUGGGGGUGUUCAGCUUUGGAAGUGGAUUGGCGAGCACCCUGUUCAGCUUGCGAGUUGUUGGUGAUGUGAGUGGCAUUGCGGCUAAGAUCGACUUGCAUGCGCGGCUGGCUAGCCGGGAUAGGGUUUCCUCCGAAUUUUACGAUGAGAUGUGCCGUGCCCGCGAACAAGCCUAUCAGCAGAAGAAUUACACUCCCACUGGGAGCAUUGAGGCUCUUGCGUCCGGAACCUACUAUCUCUCGCAUGUGGACGAGAAAUUCCGACGAAGCUACGCGGUUAGAGAGUAA
Molecule: messenger RNA, 1362 nt
Organism: Penicillium atrosanguineum
Lineage: Eukaryota; Fungi; Ascomycota; Eurotiomycetes; Eurotiales; Aspergillaceae
Gene: erg13A
Product: putative hydroxymethylglutaryl-CoA synthase
Exons: 4
Coding region: 1-1362 (453 amino acids)
Biological process (GO): acetyl-CoA metabolic process; ergosterol biosynthetic process
Molecular function (GO): hydroxymethylglutaryl-CoA synthase activity
Source: RefSeq, a predicted model, not a curated record